AUGCCCAAGUGCCCCAAGUGCAACAAGGAGGUGUACUUUGCUGAGCGGGUGACUUCCCUGGGGAAGGACUGGCAUCGGCCUUGCCUCAAGUGUGAGAAAUGUGGGAAGACGCUGACCUCCGGGGGUCAUGCCGAGCAUGAAGGCAAGCCCUAUUGCAACCACCCCUGCUACGCAGCCAUGUUCGGACCCAAAGGCUUUGGGCGUGGCGGAGCCGAAAGCCACACUUUCAAGUAA
Rangifer tarandus platyrhynchus (Svalbard reindeer) is the source of this 234-nucleotide messenger RNA. The record is from the annotation of a GenBank genome assembly. Lineage: Eukaryota; Metazoa; Chordata; Mammalia; Artiodactyla; Cervidae.